GCCGAAUAACAGCUGAAACCCCAUCUCAGGGCUUUAUAAUCCUGGAAUGAGCUGCAGCAGCUGUGCUGCUCCAGAGGAUGCAAGAAGCAGGCUGGAGUGGGAAUUACUGCCUGUAAUCCUUUUCUGCCUGCCCUUCCUGCUGCCCACCACGGGAACAUGAAGGCUGUUUCUCUCCAGGUCCUGUUUGUGCUGAGGGUCUUGUGCCUGGUGACCCUGGCCGGAGGGCAACCCAAAGCACCUCUGAAGUGUUCAAAAGAGUGCGGCCAUUUUACCUCUGAGAUAGCGGAGAAGCGGAUCAGGAGCUACCGCUGGACGGAGCCCCGCUGCCGCCAACAAGCCAUCAUAUUUACUACUCUGAAGUCCAUUGAGAUUUGUGCGAAUCCAAACAUGACGUGGGUGGAGAAAAUUGUAGCGAAACUGGACCAGAAAAAGGCUGCAGCCUCCCCGCUUCCACGUGAUGCCACCUCGGCAGUGGCACCAGAAGAGCCCCAUGGUUUUCAGAAACACGUUGGUCUUACAGUAACGGCUCCAUCUCAAACCACUGCUCCAUCUGGUUUCUUCCAAGGGGCUGGCGCAACAGUUUUGGAGAGAAUGCAUGUUCCUGCUGCCAGGACAGAGGUGUCCAGCAAAUCCCCACCAGCCACGCGGGACACCCCCUGGCUCCCUGGAGGAUCAUCCCCUGCGAUAGGGGAAGCUGUUGCCCGCUCUGAAGUCACUCCAGCAGCAAAAAGAGAUUCCUUAAAAUCUCCUGCACCUGCAAUAAUUUUUGCUGCAGGCAUGGCCUCCAGCCAGCCCAUGCCAUAUCCCACGCUUCUUGUGCGUGGCUUUGACAACGCUGUAGGAUCUACAGGAGGACCUGUAGGCCAUACUGCAAAUACUGCGCCUGACGUUCGAGAUAUGACUUCUCCUAGUUCAAAUUCAGACCCCAUGGCCAUUAUUAAAGGAUCAGACCAUCCUGUACUUUCUAGUUCAGAUCUCCCCUCCAUUCUGGACAGCAUGGAGAUUGCCACAGUCCCAGCCACACUGGUUCCACCAGAGACUACUUCAGUUUCUACUCUAAACUCCACAACUGCCAUAGACCAAGGUCCUUCUGUCCAUGCCGAUAAGGUUGUCAGUUCCUUUGUAGAUGCUUCUGGUACUAGAACACUUGAUUAUUCAUCGCCUGUGGGAAAGCAAGAGCCUUCAGAUACGUUAGUUUUCACUAAUCAAGCAUUCCUAGGCCAAGCCAGAGCGCAGAUGACUACAGAAAGACCAAAUGAUCUGGCGCUUCCCAGCUUCUUGUCAAGAUCUCAAAUGCAUUUUGUCAUCCCAGCUUGUGUGGUAGGUGGUCUGAUGGCUUGCAGUGUUGCUUUUGUAUGGCUUUAUCUAAAAUUUGGAGUCAAAACAGAAGAAACGUCAAGAGAAACGGUACAGGGCUUGCUCUAUCAGAAGGAGAGACAUCAAAACGAUGUCUAUCCAAUGGAAGUAAUCUGAAUACUUUACGGCAUGGAUGUUUUUGGCCUAAACUAGAUGUGUGAUGUUGCAGGAAAGCUAAGUUUAUGCUGAACUGGUGACCAAUAGGAAGCAAGGCAGGGAAUAAGGAUACCAGAGAAAACUGAUUUUUUUGCAGAGCAGAAUGUCCAAAAAUCUAUCUAAUUUGUCAUUGACCAAUCACUUUAUUCUGGAAAUAAAUGAGACAGCCCUGUUACGUACAAAGGCUGUUGCUGUUCCAGAGCUGCUUGGUGGCCCUUUGCCAGGCGGUGGCCAGAAGUGAAUUUCCAAACUGCUGUUGGGAAUUUUUCCGCGUUUGACCAUGGCCCGGCCGAGAAGCCACCCACUCACCCAGGCUACUGGACUCAGGCUCAGCCACCUUGAGCAACCCUAACACCAAGACCACGCAAUUUGCACUUAACGAACUCUCUGCUGCUGCUUUCUUUGCACUUCAGGCGGCUGCUCUGUCAGGCCAAGACCGAUGCUGGUGGUCAGCUGGGUGCUGGCUCUCCUUGGGCCGAUCAAAUACCCCGUUUACUCGUGCUGGAGACACGAGGGGUCAUCUCACUUUUCAGACAGAGGCGACGAAAAUCGCAUCUGAUAAGGGAACUGAAAGUCAGCGCUACAGAUUUCGGGUUCAGAGGAGCUGGCAACCCACAAUCUACCUCCUUGAAAUCAGGCCGCCUUUCUCUCCAACAGCUAUGGGCGUUUCUUCUUGCAGCUUUGCUCUGAGACCUGGUUCUUGGCAAAUCAACUGCAAUAAAUCCCUUCCGCCAGCUGCUGCGCCCUGUGUCCAGCUGCCUCCAACACCAGGGCAGGAUACUGUCCAUCAGCCUUUGUAAAUGGGACAAAGCAAGAAGUCACCCAGUAAUUUUGCCUGUCCUGUGAUAACCCCAUUGGAGGGGCUUUGCUGUUUCUUGCAAGCAUGAACCCCCGGAAAUACUCUCUCGGAGGAGCUAAACGCAAUUCUGGAUUUAGUCACAUAGGAAUUACUCCACCACAGCGGAUGUACCACCCUCCUGGUCCCCAUUCUGUCUAGAAAUAAGCAUAUUUACUGAUCCACAGAAAAGCACAAACUGCCCGUUCCCGGUCCUACACUUCAGCCGCGUUUUAGUUUUUCUUUUUUUGGAUAGGGCUGAUCACCGGGCUGAUAAAGCGCCGUAACAGUACCAGGCUUUUUUUUUUUCUUUUUUUAACCCAAACUGGGUUUGAUUUUCACACGCAUAGCCAUUGAUGUGUGUAAGCCUUAUCUUUUUAUCUGUGGUCAGUUCCUGCAAGUUGUUAUUAAACGUUGACUCCAGUGUGAAUUCUGCUGGAGAGUGCAAAGGUCUUCACGAUUUGAUGCUUUGUAAGUAGAGAUACAAAUCAAGGCUCAGAUCCUCCUCUAACCAACCCCAGUGGAUCAGAUCCCAAAGUGUAAAUACGCACGUAGGAAAUGGAAGGCAAACCCACAUAAUAAGCAAGAUAAUCAAAGCAAAAAUGAUGGGCCAGAUGUAAGUCAGGGCUAGAGGAAGGCGACCUAUUAGAUCCACCAGAUCACACCUUCAGGGCAUCUGUCCAGCCCUGGAGGUGGAGAGGAUGGACUGCAAGGGCGUUUGCUCUCUGCCGUCAUUUGAUUGCUUGUUUCUGCAGUUGGUUGACUUGAGAGAGGGGAGCCAGGGGUUCACCUUGGGCUUUGCAAGCGCAGAAUGCAAUCAGAUUAAUUGUAAUUAGGAAUUGGGGGUGAAACCCCUCCUUGUACAGCCCAGCCGUGUGACGCUGGCUGGGGUUGAUUUACCUGGAGGGUAAAUCGGGGCUGUCAGCGCUGGCUCCCCGUCCACCUCGCAGUUUGUGAGGCUGCGUACCAUGGCAUUAUUUUUAUAUGAAACGCUAGAAAGUUUAUUUUUGUAGUGAAGUUUUGUAGCCAUUUGAAUGUAUGUAGUGUCCUGUCCUUGCUACUGGAGCAUUGCAGAGUCGAGACCUUUCUGGGAACAUUGGAAAACACUGUGCCUUGUCUAUUUUCUUGUGGGUCUUGGAUGGCUCGUGCGUGUCCACAGGAGCUGGGUCACUCUCCAGGCACUGCAGCAAACGGAGUGGACACUUGUCUGGUUGGGGCUGAAGUCCUCGGCUUGGAGCCAUGCUGGGGAGAUGAAUGCGCACCGGGCAGAGCUGAUCACUUCGAGUCCCACCACGGUAUUUGUGAGGACGCCGGUUUCAGCUCCACGGCCAGCUCCCACCAUCUUCCAGCUGCCAUGCUGGCACUCGUCAGGAGGAGCUGCUCCUCCAGCCUGGAUCCAUCCUUGUGCUCCCUGCUUGUUCCCAGGCUGUCAGCUGGCCUGGCGCUGGCUCCCCCCAUGGCGGGCAGGUAAAACCCGGGGCAGGGGGGGUGAUGGGGCUGCUGCUCCUCCUUUUGCCUGUGUGAUGGGCAGUCUGGGAGGCCACAAGGCGAAUAAUGGUGCAGAAGAAUGGAGCCUGUGGGUGUCACCAGUUCCUGGGGCUUAAAAAUGUCAUUUGCUGUAGAGCGAGGUGUCUGUUACAAGCUCCGAUUCAUUUGUAUAGCAAGAUGUAUGUUAUGUACCUUUUUUUAGAAAUAAAAGUAAUA
Molecule: messenger RNA, 4051 nt
Organism: Chroicocephalus ridibundus (black-headed gull)
Lineage: Eukaryota; Metazoa; Chordata; Aves; Charadriiformes; Laridae
Exons: 3
Coding region: 157-1473 (438 amino acids)
Biological process (GO): eosinophil chemotaxis; immune response
Cellular component (GO): extracellular region
Molecular function (GO): chemokine activity
Source: RefSeq, a predicted model, not a curated record